AAUCGAAAUUUUAUGUAUAUGUGCAACAGAUCUUUGUCGAAGGUUUUAGUAAAACAAUAGUCAUCUGUAGCUGUGCAGAUAUUCGCUGAUUUUUCACUGACGGAUAUUUAUUUUCGUGAACAUAAGCGUGCUUCUGCUAGUUAAUUGCAUAAGUAGUAGUAAUAGUAGUAGUACGUAGAGAGUGGUGGUAACAGUAGUAUGAAUAGAAUAAUGAAUGGGGGAGGAGAAGGAAAAUAUUGCAUAUAUUAUAUACUGUUAAAAGAGAGAAAGACGGUAAAGAAGGAAUAGAUAGAGGUAGUUUCGUCGAUGAAUCGAGCAUGUUUAAGGAAGAAGGCCUACCAGUCGGUAACCUGCUACUAGUUGGUGGGGCUGUUAAAGUUACACUCUAGUUCCUACGUUACUUUUUAAUUUUUUUUUUUUGGCUACUUGGGACCCAUCCAGUCAGUCUAGUUCUGCUUUCGCCUGUGUCUUUCUACAACAUGUACCAGCUUACCAGCGCCGUAAUCGUGCCUGCACAGAAAGCCCAAAGGAUCAGAAAUGAUAAGGAUACUUUAAGGGGCGAGCAGUAUUGAAGUCUGACUCUCUUGGAUAUGAUUUGUAACUGAGUUUCAGUUAGGUAAACUGAUGAUAAGCUAUGAACAGAGAGGGCCUUAACGAAACAUUUGCAGCGGAUUCAGACUCUCGUCCUGAGAGUAGGGCAAGCUAAUUAUUUAACUCACGCGAACUCUUGGAUUUGACCCCUCGCAGUUUUUGGAGAACAAAUGUUUGAUUGAUGCCAAAUUUCGCUUGAAGCAUCUAGAAUCAGAUCGAGUUGCUAUUCCACUUCUUUCUGUAGACCAAGAACUUCUGCACAAGACACUCUCAGAUUAUUUCAGCCUUGGAGAUGGCUGUGACUUUGAAUUAAAAAUGGUCAAAAUGAUGCCAUCAAAACGUUCAUUACUUCGCUCACCUUAUCAAUUGCUUAUUCAAGGAUUGGAAAAACUUCUCACAGAUCAUGGUUAUAUUCUCAACAAAGAAUUAGAACUUGAUAUUGCCAAAAAAUGGGAGUGGCAUGAAGAUCUAGUUAUGCUGCCAAAGAAUUCUUUCAAACAUGAAAUUUGGGCUCAGUUUGGUUCAGAACUAUGGGAAACCAUUUCAAAUUGUCUGCAAUGUAAACGACUGGCAAGGAAAGAGGUCAUUUCAAAUAAUGACUACCGAAGACCUCAGGUUACAUUACUGUUGGGAAACAAUGGCUGGGUGAGGCAUGUUGACAAUGGUAUUCGCUAUCACUAUGAUGUCACCAAAUGUAUGUUGAGUGCUGGGAAUAUCACUGAGAAAUUACGAAUAUCUACAUUUGACUGUCGCCAUGAAACCAUAGUUGAUCUUUAUAGUGGCAUUGGUUACUUUACUUUGCCAUACCUUGUCCAUGCAAAAGCUAGCAUGGUUCAUGCCUGUGAAUGGAACCCUGAUGCAGUACAUGCUUUGAGAGAAAAUCUCAAACUCAAUAAAGUAGAAGAUCGUUGUAUCAUACAUUUUGGAGAUAAUAAGAAAGUAUGUCCCCAUGGAGUUGCUGACAGAGUAAAUCUAGGAUUGUUACCCAGUAGCAGAGAAGGUUGGCUUCCAGCCUGUUUAUCUCUUAAAAGUGACAUUGGUGGCAUCUUGCAUAUCCAUGAGAAUGUUUCAACAGCAUCAAGUAAUAAAAGUGAAGAGAUUCGAAUGAGAAUACAGAACCGAGCAGCCGAAGCAGCAGCAGAACUUUCUGCUACACUACAGGGUCAAACACCUUCUUUACCUCUUUACCGAAACAUAAAUCAACACUGUGGUGGUAAUAGUAGUAGUAGCAGUAGUACCAGUAGCAUUCCAAGACAAUCAUAUCUACCUAGCGACUUUGGCAAAUAUUCAAUGGAAGAUAAUUACACAACUGACUCUGAUGAUGGUGAUAUAAUAAAAAUCUAUGAAACUUUGAAUUCAGAUCAACCACUGAGUGAGAAACAUUUACAACGGCAAGAAAAAUGGGAAGAAUGGGCAGCAGAUGUGGCAGCUUCUAUCAGACAUAUUCUAGAAGAACUACACUGCAAACCAUGGGCAACUAUUGUAAAACACAUUGAGCAUGUUAAACCAUAUGCUCCCCAUAUAGAUCACUUGGUGCUGGACCUUGAAUGUCGCCCAGCAGAAACAUUUUCUCAUGCUGGAAUGAAUUAUUAGACCCAACUGAAAUUGUUGGGCUCUUAUUGUUGUAUUUAUGACAAUUCAACUUUGUGAGAUAAUCUCUGGAGACCAGGCAAUUAGACAAAGAAAUAAAAGAAGGUUCAUAAAAUUACAUUUCAUUUCCAUGUCCAGUGUUGGUCUCUCACUCUAGUUGUCAUCUUGUAAGUUCUUAUUCACUCAUGUAAAUAGGUCAAUCAUACAAUAAUCUUCAUUGAUUUUCAUGAACCAAAUUACCCAAUACAAAGCCCUAUUUUAAUAUUACCUCUAGUUGUCUUCCAGUACAAUCAAACAUCAAUUGGAUGGUGCAGUGAUUAUGUUGAUAAAUUGUGGACCCAGUUGUUUUACCAUAUGGUCAGUAUUUCAGUGACACAACAGUAAACAUAUGCUUGUUUUGUUUUGUAAUUUCUUGUAUCAUUAUUAGUAUCAUUAUUAGUAUCAUUGUUUGACCCAUGGUAGCCAAGUGCCUCUUACACAUUUAAAAAUAAAUCAAUCUCCUUCAACUGCCUUUUUUUUUUAAAAAAACACUUCUUAUGCUUUUACUGUUGUUCUUGUGAUGGUGGUGAUGAACAGAUCUGUGAUUAUCCUGUUUUCAUUUUGAACACAUUUUUCUAAGUACCAGGAGCCUGGAAGAUGUUUUAUUGUCAAGUCACAUAUUCAUUUCAGUUCUGUUCUUGUAUGACCUUCAUUACUCAUAACACAGAUUCUUAACAUCAAACAUAUAUAAGCAAUCUGAAUGAUUUCAUAGAACUACAUGUUGUUGUUUUUGUUGUUGUUUGUCCCAGGUUGGUCCUGAUUGAGCAAACUUAUGAUUAAAAGCAUUCCAAAAUGA
This is a messenger RNA of Octopus bimaculoides (California two-spot octopus), 3016 nucleotides long. Its product is annotated as tRNA wybutosine-synthesizing protein 2 homolog. The record is from RefSeq and is a predicted model, not a curated record. Gene Ontology annotation, biological process: tRNA methylation; wybutosine biosynthetic process. Gene Ontology annotation, cellular component: cytoplasm. Lineage: Eukaryota; Metazoa; Mollusca; Cephalopoda; Octopoda; Octopodidae. Gene Ontology annotation, molecular function: tRNA methyltransferase activity.